Messenger RNA from Corvus hawaiiensis (hawaiian crow), 2110 nucleotides. RefSeq names its product proline rich 33 (gene PRR33). The coding region runs from base 319 to 1947 and encodes 542 amino acids. The record is from RefSeq and is a predicted model, not a curated record. NCBI's taxonomy places the organism in Eukaryota, Metazoa, Chordata, Aves, Passeriformes, Corvidae. The transcript has 3 exons.
CAGCUCCAGCAUCCCCUUCCUCCCCGCCUGUAGGAGAACUUCAGGAACUGUGGGGCAGCCGAUAUUUUUGGCUCGGGUCACAGAUUGAUUCCUGCCCACUCUUUCCCUGCUGCUUGCAAGAAAGGGUCCCCAUCUGAGGAUGCAGAGUUAAGCUUUUAAAGCCGUGGAGUGGGAGCACAGUGCUGCAGCCUCCCAGUCACCAGGGCUCUAGAAGUCACAAGAAACCAGCACCUGACAUGAUCUCAAAGGAACAAUCACCUGUUAAUUUUGUAAACCAGCCUGAGUAACAUGAUCCACCCAACACACAAAUGAUUUCAGAUGGAAACAAAUUACGCAUCAGAAAUGACAAUGCUGAUAACAGUAUCAUCCUCCACCCAGCCUGUUCCCAUCCACCACCCCCUUUCUCCCCCUCCCACCCUACCAAAGCCCAGGAAGGACAACGUGCGGCUGCAGCGGCUGCUGAAGAAGGCAGCCAGGAAGAACGCCAUCCUCACCUCAGAGCAGGGCAAGGCCUUCCGCUCCAGCCUUUCGCCUGUGAACGAAGCCAGCCCCGACCAAGAGCGUGCUGAGAGCGCUGCCCCAGCAGAGGCCCCUGAAACCACAGCACCCCCCUCUGACCCCCUGCCAACCCCCCUCUCCAUCAGGCCCGUCAACCACCGCGCCCCCUCCCCCUUCCGAAAGGGGAAGCCUUUCGCACUGAAGGUCACCGAGCAGCGGCGCAUCGCUGAACAUGUCAAGCUCACAACCUCCUCGGCCAUGCCCCUGCUACAGAAGCCAGGACCUCCUGAGACUCCACAGCAGCCUGAAGGCAUGGGGUCCCACCUUCCCUCUCCAUCCAACCCUUCAGUAUCUGUUUUCCCCCAGCCUUCUUCCAGUACACCCAGUAAAGAAAGGGCACCAGAUGUUACCUAUGCCACCAAGGUGAACACUUACUUCCACAGUGUCAAGCCACCCAGGGCUAAGAUUCCCACACCAAACCCGACCCAAGGAACUGUCAGCCACGAAGACAAAAGGCCUACUUCCCCAGCACCUCAAACAAGGAGCUCUGAACCAUCUCCAGAGCAGACACCCACCUCACUUAAAGACAGCAAGAACACUCCCCCCUUGCUGGAACCUCCCCUCCUUCCUGCUGCAGAGGCAGAGCCUCCUGAUCAAGCUCUCAAGCCUGUUCCUACUGAGAAGCCCAGCACCUCUGAUGCCCACACCAAUAAGCCUACAACCCAUGGAAGCGAUGCCGAAAUAGCUGGAUCAGAGACAGCUCCUGAAUUACCCAAGAAAGACAAAGACAUGCUAAAACCAUCAACAUCCAGCACUCCCUGGAGGCAAGCACACCCAGCAACUCCAGCACAAGCUGAUGGGACCGGGUCCACCUCCCCAGACACCAAGGCAGAACAUGGCACCGAACCCCAGCUGACCCCCAGCUUACCCAGCACCAGCUGUCCUCCCAAGGCUGAGCCAGCACCAUCAUCAGGAGAAGCAGCAAGACCUCCUGGAACCGGUGCCAGUGGCUGGCAUCGCCUCAGGAAGCACUUGAUGGUGCAGCCAGAAGCAACCAACUUCCCAGAGUCCAAGCCAGAAAAGCUGGAACAGGAGGAAGGGAAUAAAGAGGACACUGCUAAAGCAGUCAUCAAGCAAGACUGCAUGCUGGUUAAAUCAAAAGCCAUGAGAAUGUGGGAUGCCAUUUUAUACCAGGUGACACUCACUAAGCAGAGGAAGCAGCAAGCAGAAGAGAAGAAGGCACAGAAGGAAGAAAGAGUCUUUCUUCCCUGCCGCUUACCCAUCCUUCUACACAAGCCACGUUUUGAUGCCCGGAAACUGAAGGAGCUGGCUGCCAAACCCAUGACAAAGAUCAGCACGGUGUUUGAGGUGAGCCGCUUCCAACCCAACGUGGCCGAGGAGCACACCAAGAGCUUCAACAGAACGGCAUCAGGAUGGUCAGUCAACUGAAGCCAGGCAGCUCCACGCCUCAAGGUUCCUACAGGGCACCAAGCAAGAGGGCACCUAUGACCGAGUUUACUGCCCAGUGGAGCCAAGUGUAAGGGAAAAAAGGAAAUUAAAUAAAUCCCCUCCAAGCCAGCAGCCCCAUGCUGCAGGUUUAGGGGUUACUCUC